AUGUAUUGGGCACAUCUCAGCCCAUUUAUCUAUGGUCUUGUCGCCUCCAAAGGUUAUGAUCACGCAGUGUUUGAUCCUUCGAGACCAGACUUGAUUAUUGAUCAAUCCGUCAUGAUGGCUAGCUCUCAGUCUACGGCACAUCUGGUUCGCAACCUCAUUGAUGUCUCCCGAUUUGACAAAUACAACUGUUUAUUUGCUAUAUUCCCUGGAGUCUGGUCUAUCUUCCUUGCAGCAGCCUCACGACACGCCGAUGGCGACCCCGUUCCCCUGGACUUCGUACUUGGCCGCGCAGGACUGGCCUUCAUGUACACGUAUCUGCUGAGCGGCGCGGGAAUGGUAUGGAACGACUGGAUCGACCGCGAUAUCGAUGCCCAUGUCGCCCGUACCAAGAACCGUCCCCUUGCCUCCGGUCGGCUUUCCACCAGAGCUGCCCUCAUCUGGAUGCUAGUCCAGUAUGUGGCCUCGGUCUGGCUGAUGAACCGCAUGGUGAGCGGGCAGAAUUUAUGGACAUUCAUGCUCCCCCUCACAACCGGUAUCGUCUUGUAUCCCUUCGGCAAGCGGCCCACAAGUCGUAAGCUGGGCGUCUACCCACAGUACAUUCUCGGUGCAAGCAGCGCCCUCACCAUCCUCCCAGCCUGGGCCUCCGUCUACGCAGACGGUAUAUCCUUGAAGGAACUGGGCAUGCAGUGUCUCCCGCUCUGCGUCUUCCUGUUUUUGUGGACCAUCUACUUCAACACCGCCUACAGCUACCAGGAUAUCAAGGACGACUGUAAGCUCAACGUAAAUUCGUCGUACGUCCUGGCGGGAAGCCAUGUGCGCGGAUUGCUUCUGCUACAGGCUCUUGCUGUGAUUCUGGUGAUCCCUUGGAUUCUUUAUACCAGCGGGUCCGCUUGGCUCUGGUUCUCGUGGCUGGGGGUAUGGACGGCGUCCCUCGGCGAGCAGCUGUAUCUCUUUGAUGUGAAGGAUCCGAGUAGUGGUGGCAAGGUUCAUCGGCGGAAUUUUGCGCUGGGGAUUUGGAAUGUUCUCGCUUGCUUUGUUGAGCUGCUUUUUGUGUCGGGUUCC
Messenger RNA from Penicillium robsamsonii, 1062 nucleotides. It is a transcript of the gene pyr6, whose product is annotated as polyprenyltransferase pyr6. Gene Ontology annotation, molecular function: transferase activity, transferring alkyl or aryl (other than methyl) groups. Gene Ontology annotation, cellular component: membrane. The annotation marks the transcript as partial. The transcript has 3 exons. Lineage: Eukaryota; Fungi; Ascomycota; Eurotiomycetes; Eurotiales; Aspergillaceae. The record is from RefSeq and is a predicted model, not a curated record.